Molecule: messenger RNA, 1770 nt
Organism: Salvelinus namaycush (lake trout)
Lineage: Eukaryota; Metazoa; Chordata; Actinopteri; Salmoniformes; Salmonidae
Product: putative per-hexamer repeat protein 5
Exons: 1
Source: RefSeq, a predicted model, not a curated record
CACUGGGUACAACACUGGGUACAACACUGGGUACAACACUGGGUACAACACUGGGUACAGCACUGGGUACAGCACUGGGUACAACACUGGGUACAACACUGGGUACAACACUGGGUACAGCACUGGGUACAACACUGGGUACGACACUGGGUACGACACUGGGUACGACACUGGGUACAACACUGGGUACAGCACUGAGUACAACACUGAGUACAGCACUGGGUACGACACUGGGUACAACACUGGGUACGACACUGGGUACAGCACUGGGUACGACACUGAGUACAACACUGGGUACAACACUGAGUACAACACUGAGUACAACACUGGGUACGGCACUGGGUACAGCACUGGGUACGACACUGAGUACAACACUGAGUACGACACUGGGUACGACACUGGGUACGACACUGGGUACAACACUGGGUGCAACACUGGGUACAACACUGGGUACAGCACUGGGUACAACACUGGGUACAACACUGGGUACAACACUGAGUACAACACUGGGUACGGCACUGGGUACAACACUGGGUGCAACACUGGGUACAGCACUGGGUACGACACUGAGUACAACACUGGGUACGACACUGGGUACGGCACUGGGUACAACACUGGGUACAACACUGGGUACGGCACUGGGUACAACACUGGGUGCAACACUGGGUACAGCACUGGGUACGACACUGAGUACAACACUGGGUACAACACUGGGUACGACACUGAGUACGACACUGGGUACGGCACUGGGUACGACACUGGGUACGACACUGGGUACGACACUGGGUACGACACUGGGUACGACACUGGGUACGGCACUGGGUACAACACUGGGUACGACACUGGGUACGACACUGGGUACGGCACUGGGUACAACACUGGGUACGACACUGGGUACGGCACUGGGUACAGCACUGGGUACAACACUGGGUACGACACUGAGUACGACACUGGGUACGACACUGGGUACGACACUGGGUACGACACUGGGUACGGCACUGGGUACAACACUGGGUACAACACUGGGUACAGCACUGGGUACAACACUGGGUACAACACUGAGUACAACACUGAGUACAACACUGGGUACAACACUGGGUACAGCACUGGGUACAACACUGGGUACAACACUGGGUACAACACUGAGUACAACACUGGGUACAACACUGGGUACAACACUGGGUACAGCACUGGGUACAACACUGGGUACAACACUGAGUACAGCACUGGGUACGACACUGAGUACAACACUGGGUACGACACUGGGUACAACACUGGGUACAACACUGGGUACAACACUGGGUACAACACUGGGUACAACACUGGGUACGACACUGAGUACAACACUGGGUACAGCACUGGGUACGACACUGGGUACGACACUGGGUACAGCACUGGGUACAGCACUGGGUACAGCACUGGGUACGACACUGGGUACAGCACUGGGUACAACACUGGGUACGACACUGAGUACAACACUGGGUACAGCACUGGGUACGACACUGGGUACGACACUGAGUACAACACUGGGUACAACACUGAGUACAGCACUGGGUACAGCACUGGGUACAGCACUGGGUACAACACUGGGUACGACACUGAGUACAACACUGGGUACAACACUGGGUACAACACUGGGUACAGCACUGGGUACAACACUGGGUACGACACUGGGUACGACACUGGGUACGACACUGGGUACGACACUGGGUACGACACUGGGUACGACACUGGGUACAGCACUGGGUACAACACUGGGUACAACACUGG